AUGUCAAUAGGCACAGAUUCUCAGUCCAGCUCUCGCGACCUCUCCUCUUCCGUCUCCUCACUGAAUCAGUCCAGCAAACGGACGUCAUCCGAGAUCUCCAAGGUCUAUAAGCAUGCUUCGCAAUUGUUCCUUACGCGCCGACUACUAGAAUCCUAUGAAGCGUUGCAACCCGUGAUAACACCGCCAAGUCAAUCGAGGCCGGACGACAGUCCUGCGUUGGCACCUAUAGCGACCGCAACCACGAGCCAGCGCAUCAAGAUCUGGAGCUUGUAUGUGACACUACUGAACUCGAUUGUGGACCUGGGGGACGCGGAAGGUAGGGAGACCUUUGGCUCGAAAGAGUACAGAGAGAUCAAGAGACAAGUUCAAAAUGGUGAUAUAUGGGAGCAAGUCGUGAGGGCUGGCUACCAGGGCCGAGAAGGCUCCGUCGACGCCGAGGUGGUCUAUAAUCUAUCAAACCUCCUCUUGGGCCAGGCCCCGAACCAACAACUCAACCAAUCCCGCCUAGAGACUUAUUUCUCCUCCUCGGCGCACCCGACCCUCGAAGUCGGCAAACUCGAUCUCUCCACGCACCUAGACCGUGCCCUCUCCAAUGGCCAGCAAUCAUCAACCGGUUUAAACGGCACAAACACUCCCAAAGACCUUACCAGUCGGAUAAAAGUACUGGAGAUCUUCACCCUGCACGUUCUACCGAGGAACAGCGAGUGGGACUACGCGCGAAGCUUCAUUCAGAAUAGUGAUAUCUUAGACGAAGAGAGGAGAGAUGCGUUCUUGCAGACGCUAGAGGAGUUGCAGGAUGUGACCAGACGUGAAUCCAUCGAUAUGGGAGACGGGCAGGAGGACGUCUUCGAAGAUACGGAGGAACAUCCAGCAGAAGAAACACCAACUAGUCCCGAACAGAAGUCUCAGUCAUCGAAGACGACGUCAAAACAUCAACGGACGAGUAGUGAGGUCGACUACGGCAUUGAACGAGCACAUCCGAACGGCGGCACCCACGCAAAUGCGCCCUUGAAGCCGGAGAAGCCAUCAACCCAGCCUAUAGCGAGUCCCAAGAUCCCCCAACCGACCGUGACACCCAAAUCGCCCCCAGCUACCGCCGCGACACCCACGCGGGCCCACCUCUCGCCUCCUGCCCAAACCCCCCGUCGUCCAGCUCAACGGAAACCCUCCAAAUCCACCUCCUCCCAGAACACCCUUGCAGCACAAGCCCGUGCCCUCUUUCAGGCGCUGUCAAAUCUAGCAAGAAACAUGGCCACUACGCUGCAGAAGAACCCGACUGCGAUGCUGAGAUUCCUACUUUUUGUGCUCAUGUUUGUGGUGGUGGCGGGUCAAAAGCAUAUAAGAGAGAAGGCCAAAAGGGUGGUGGGACGAGCGUGGGAGAAACUCCGUGGGACGAUGGGUAUGGGCGUCAAAGUGAGUUACAUUUGA
Molecule: messenger RNA, 1428 nt
Organism: Cladophialophora yegresii CBS 114405
Lineage: Eukaryota; Fungi; Ascomycota; Eurotiomycetes; Chaetothyriales; Herpotrichiellaceae
Exons: 2
Coding region: 1-1428 (475 amino acids)
Source: RefSeq, a predicted model, not a curated record